AUGGCAGUCGAAAUCCAUAUCAAGCACGGCGACGAAGCUGCAGAAAAGAAAGACCUUUUGACGGCUAUUAGCCACUACUCUGCUGCUUUAAAAGAAAGCCCCGACGCAUACCUAGCUCUAGUCAAACGAGCAGCCGUGUAUACGAAGCUUUCGAGUUAUGCUGAAGCCAAAAGCGACAUCACCAAGGCGUUCGUUAUUGCCGAAAGACGCGGCAAGAGAUCGGAUAAGGCCACGUGCCACUAUCGACUUGCGCUUGUCAAUUACGCCGAGAAGGACUACGAUGGUGCAGUGGUGAACUUCAAGAAGGCUCAGGAAUACCAAUGCGCCGAGCCAGGAUUGGGCAUCUGGUUGGCAAAGGCCGAGAGGGAGCUCAAGAAGACGGGAAACACCGUGGAGACGGUGGUUACUGCCAAAGUGGACCAAGAACCUCAGCAGAAAUCGACACUGGUCGAUACAAUCAACAAGAAUGCUCCAUUGAAGGUGAAGAUCAGAGAUGACUGGUACCAGAAUAACGACACGGUGACCAUAACCAUAUAUGCGAAGAAUAUAGAUGAGAGCACACUAAGCGUGGAUUUUGCUACUAGAUCGGUUUCGGUAUCGUUCCCUAGUGCAGACAACUCGGAGUAUAACUAUGACUUGGAGCCUUUGUUCGGUACCAUUGACACUGAGAAGUCCACAUUCAAGGUGUAUUCGACCAAACUCGAAAUUACCUUAUACAAAGCCCAGUCGGGCAAGUGGGCCAAAUUGGAGGGCGAUGGAACCACCGAUUCUGCUCCAGUACAAGAACAAUCAUCUGGUGGACUUGCGUAUCCAUCAUCAGCAAAGAAGGCCAUCAAUUGGUCAAGUUUCCAAGUACAAGAAGAAGAAGAUAAGGGUGGGGAUGAUUUUUUUGCGAAGUUGUACAAGGAUGUGGACGACGAUACUAGAAGGGCCAUGAUGAAAUCUUAUGUUGAGUCUAAUGGUACAGUGUUGACAACGAAUUGGGCGGAGGCUAAGGAUAAGACGUUCGAAACAAGUCCACCUGAUGGAAUGGAGGCUCAUAAAUGGGAGCGUUAA
Molecule: messenger RNA, 1056 nt
Organism: Sungouiella intermedia
Lineage: Eukaryota; Fungi; Ascomycota; Pichiomycetes; Serinales; Metschnikowiaceae
Source: the annotation of a GenBank genome assembly